Molecule: messenger RNA, 684 nt
Organism: Exophiala spinifera
Lineage: Eukaryota; Fungi; Ascomycota; Eurotiomycetes; Chaetothyriales; Herpotrichiellaceae
Exons: 3
Coding region: 1-684 (227 amino acids)
Biological process (GO): proton motive force-driven ATP synthesis
Molecular function (GO): proton transmembrane transporter activity
Source: RefSeq, a predicted model, not a curated record
AUGGCUGCUUCAGUACGUCCCGAAGCUCGUGCAGGGUCUGGUUUAGCUCCGGACUGCGCAAAAUCAUCGCCCCGACGGCGUUUUGAAUCCCGCGCAGUUUCGAAGCUCGAUUGGAGCAAGGUCGGCACCCAACUCGGCCUCCGAGGCAGCACUGCGACGGCGCUGGCCAACUUUAAGAAGCGAAACGACGACGCCCGACGCCGCGUGCAGGUCCUUUCCGAGCAGCCCACGACGGUCGAUUUUGCCUACUACCGCAGCGUGCUCAAGAACACGGCCGUUAUCGACGAGAUCGAGCAGUACUACAAGUCGUUCCAGCCCAAGACGUACGACGUCAGCAAGCAGAUCAAGGCGAUUGAGAGCUUCGAGCAGGUCGCCAUCAAGAAUGCCGAGGAGACGAAGUCCAAAGUCGAGGUCGAGCUGAAGAGCUUGGAGAAGGCCUUGAACGACAUCGAGGGCGCGAGACCGUGGGAGGAACUCACCGUCGACGAGAUCACCGCCGCCGCUCCCGAGAUCGACGAGUACACUGCCCGCUUGGUCAAGAAGGGACGAUGGAUGCCUCCUGGAUACUUGGUACGUCCGCUGAUGCGCCUUACACCUCCCCGAAUCAAGAUCGGAAUCGGUGCAGGGGUCGACGCCGAUCCCCCGUGCGAAAAUGAGAGAUUCCCGAACUUGUCGGUGCUGUAA